This is a messenger RNA of Neoarius graeffei (lesser salmon catfish), 1905 nucleotides long. Its product is annotated as macoilin-1. NCBI's taxonomy places the organism in Eukaryota, Metazoa, Chordata, Actinopteri, Siluriformes, Ariidae. Gene Ontology annotation, biological process: neuronal signal transduction. The coding region runs from base 1 to 1905 and encodes 634 amino acids. The transcript is spliced from 11 exons. The record is from RefSeq and is a predicted model, not a curated record. Gene Ontology annotation, cellular component: rough endoplasmic reticulum membrane.
AUGAAGAAACGCUGCCUGGAUGUGGCCAAGCUCCGGAAAAUGAAGAAGCUCAGACUGACGGAGAAGAUCUCAGAAAGUGCGUACUCGUUCCUGAAGUUCAUGACGGUGUGGAUCGUAGUGCUGUUGGCCGACUUUAUUCUGGAGUUCAGACUGGAAUACUUGUGGCCUUGUUGGCUCUUCCUCGGCACCGUUUACACCACGUUCCACUGCCAUGGCCUGGCCAUCUGUAUGGUGUUUGUGUGUGCUGCCUUUACGCUGGAUAUAUUCUGUUUAAUUUUUGUACCGCUCCACUGGCUGUUUUUCGCAGCCAGCACAUACGUGUUACUCAACUACAUAUGGCACACAGAGAAAGGCAUCUGCCUGUCAACUGUGACUUUAUGGAUUCUUCUCGUAUACACAGAGACUUCGCUCAGGCUCAGAGACCUGAAGAAUCCAUACGCUAACCUCUCUCACCUCUUCGCUGCACACUGCAUUGGCUAUCCACUGGUGUACAUGGGAUUUGAUGCAACAUGCUACUUCUCCGGCAUCUUGAAAUUUCGCACACAAAAAGCAGCUCAGAGUGAGAACGAUUUGCACAUGCAUCUCCUUCAACAUCCCCUACCUCCAUACACACAGCUCUACCCAAAACCGGGGGUGGAAGAAUCCAAAUGGAGGACCAAACCAGGGCCCAUGCAAUACCCGUGUCAAAACGACGCCAUCAUAUCAGAGGACAAGCAAGACAACGAAGACUGUCUGCAGCUCCACAAACUGCAAGGGAGGACGGAAAGAGACGCAGGGGACGCCAGGAUACGAGAGCCGAACCCUCAGCCUCCAGGAUCUAAGCAGCACGGAGCCGAAACACGCUCAGGUUCAGCGCAGCUUUCCGACAUUCAUGAACACCUACCUCAUGAGGAGCAAAGCGGGAAAGCUCCAAGAGUCUCGAGAGGUCCCCAGGCUAAAGUGCAGAGGAGCUCGGUGAACAUCGUAACCAGCAAAGCAGAUAAGAAACUCAAAAACACAAAAGCCAUCAGCUCCAACGGAGACACCGGAGACCGGAGCGCAAAUAUCCAGGGGCUUCACAAUCCUCAUGCUGAGCAGAUCUCGAAGUUGGAGCAGGAGAUGAGGAAGCUGAAGGUGGAGCUGCAGACGAGCAGACAGACCGAGCAGGAGUUACGCAGUCACAUCUGUAACCUCACCAACAGUGAGAACAGCCUGCGGCCCGAAAUCUCGCUGAUCAGACACGCCAAUGAACUUCUGCAGAACAAGCUUCAGUAUCUGAGCAAAUCCAGGCAGAAGGACAAGCAGAGUUGCGUCAUGUUGGAGAAGAAAGCCAGAGUGGAGACAGAGAGCAGAUUAGUCUUAGAAAAACAAUUCGCAGACGUUCGAGCCCAGAAAUUUGACGAGGCAACUUUUUUACUACGUAACGCAUCGAACAGGCAGGAACACAGUGAGACGCAGCUGUUAAGGAAAAGAGCUAGAGAUCUAGACACAGAGUACAAACAGCUACAGCUGGACUAUCAGGGGAAAGACAAUCGGGUGCUAGCGCUAGAAAAAGAAGUGGAGUCCUUGCAGAAGCUCAGGUGUACAGAGCAGGAGGCAGACGCCUUGCUUGGGGCUCUCUCAUCUCUACAGGACAAAGCUCAGCAUCUAGAGUACAACCUGAGUGCAGAGACACGACUCAAACUGGACCUGUUCUCAGCGCUGGGGGACGCUCGCAGACAGCUGGAGAUAGCGCAGGUUAAACUCCUGAAGCAGGACCAGGAGAUCAAGGAAAUGAAACAGAAGAUCGCCGAAGUCAUGGCCGUUUCUCCAGGCGUGUCCUACAUGGCUCCGCGCUCAACCGUUCCACAGUACCUCAAGUUCCUCAACUCGGAGCGCUACGUCCUGAACCCACGAGGGCUCAUGUACCAGUGUCUAAAGAAAUAA